Molecule: messenger RNA, 1581 nt
Organism: Prorocentrum cordatum
Lineage: Eukaryota; Dinophyceae; Prorocentrales; Prorocentraceae
Source: the annotation of a GenBank genome assembly
AUGCGGGAGGCGAAGCUAGUGCCCGAUGUCAUCUUCUUGUACAACGCCGCAGUCAGCGCGUGCGAAAAGGGCGGAGAAUGGCAGCAGGCGAUGUCGCUGCUCGGACAGCUGCAGGAGCCCAACGUCAUCAGCUACAGCGCCUUGAUCAGCGCCUGUGCAAAGGGUGGGGCGUGGCAGAGCGCGCUGUCGCAGCUCAGCGAGAUGCGGAAGGCGAUGCUGAAGCCCAACGAGAUCAGCUACAACGCCGCAGUCAGCGCGUGCGCAGCUGGUGACCAGUGGCAACUAGCGCUGAUGCUGUUCCAUGAGAUGGGGGAGUUUUUGUUGGAAGCAGACGUGUUCAGCUACAGCGCUGGAAUGAACGCUUGCGCUGCUGCCGGGCGUUGGCAGCAGGCGCUGUCGAUGUUCAAAGAAAUUGGGGAGAAAAGACUGAGUUUGAACGUCAAUUGCUACAAUGCCGUAGCAAGCGCGUGCGCAAACAGUGGGCAGUGGCAACAAGCGCUGAUACUGCUCAACGAAAUUGGGGAUGCGAUGUUGGCAGCAGACGUGGUCAGCUACAACGCCAGAAUUAGUGCAUUCGCCUACGGCGGGCAUUGGCAGCAGGCGCUGUCGAUGUUUCAGGAAAUGGUGGAAGAGAGCCUGGACGCAAGCGUCGUCAGUUACAGUACCGUCAUGAGCGCAUGUGGGAACAGCGGAGAGUGGCAGCGCGUGCUGUCGCUGCUCAAAGAGUUGCGGGAAUCCAGGCUGAAGGUGGAUAUCAACAGCUACAAUAUUGCAAUCGACACGUGCGAAAGAGGACCACAAGGGCUGGCAGUGUCGCUGCUCGGCGAGGCAGCUGAACAGGACUUGAAGCCAGACGUCUUCAGUUACAGCGCCGCGAUCAGCGCUUGCGGGAAUCGCGGAGAGUGGUCGCAGGCGUUGUCGUUGUUCAGCGAGAUGCGGGAAGCGAAUAUUGUGCCGAACGUCAUCAGCUAUCAUGCUGCGAUGGGUGCGUGCGACAUUGGUGAGCAGUGGCUGAGUGCGAUGGCGCUGCUCAGCGAGAUGUGGGAAGUGAAGACUGAGCUGAGCCCAGUCAGUUACACCUCGGUAGUCAGCGCGUGCGGACAUUGUGGGGAAUGGGAGCAGGCGCUGUCGCUGCUGAGCGGAAUGCGAGAAGCACUGUUAGAAUGGAGCCGCGUCUGUUAUAAUUAUGGAGUCACUGCGUGCGGGAGAAGCGAGCAGUGGCAGAAGGCCUUGUCCCUGUUCAGUGGCAUGGCGGACGCAAGGGUGGAGCCAGACGUUGUCUCGUACAAUUCUGCCAUCAGCGCGUGCCAGGCAGGCGAGCAGUGGCAGAAGGCGCUGCAGCUGCUCAGAAGCAUAGGGGACGCGAAUUUGGAGCCAAACGACUCUCCUACAAUGCUGGAAUCAGCGCGUGCCAGAGGGGCGAUCAGUGGCAGCAGAGUGUGUCGCUGCUCGUGGAAAUGCGGAACGUUGCAGUGGCCCUGGACCCGUACACCUACGGUUCCGCACUCUAUGCUCUUGCAAAUUGUGGGCACUGGCAGGAAACGCUGCUGCUGUACAGCCAAAUGGUUAAAGCGAGGGUAG